GCUGAAGUGAAUAUAAUAUUAAGAGUAAUCAAAAUGAACUGGAUUAUCAACUUAUUAGUUAUUCACUCGAUACUUAGUGUAUUUGGUCAGAAGUACACCAAGGAACAUCUGCAAAAAGUACAGCAGAUAUCACAACGCUGCGCUCAGGAAAACAACUUAUCAGAUGACAUCAGACUACAAUUCAUAAAGAAUUCCCCCAAUGGAAAGAUUCCAGAAACGGAUCCGUUUUCCUGUUUCCUUAGCUGCUACUAUCGAAGCAUGGAAUAUGUGUUCUCCGAUGGUCAACCCUGGAAGGAAAAUAUAUUGAAAAAAUGGACAACCGUUUACACGAAACAGUCGGUUCAGGAAAUUCUCGAUCGAUGUGGAUCAGUCGGGGGAACGGAUUUGUGCGAACGAGCUUACAAUAUUUACUCUUGCUUCGAUGAUAUCAAAUGUGUCCUGGAUCCGAUGGAAAAAGUGAACUAAGUUAUUUUGGGUGAAAUUCAAAUUUUCAAAGAAAACAUUGGCUAGAAACACUGAUUGAAGUUGAACGCUUUAUGCUCCGGGGUAUCGCCCGUUUGAUCGUUGCACGCUUCCAGCGUCUUCCGCACAGACUCCUUAGCGUAAUGGGGCACCAGGAAGUCUUCGAUCGCCAUCAAAUUGAACUUUCCAUCCGGGCCCAUAAAUCCGAACCGCAUCAUCGCACAGUGAAUGUAUUUCUGGAAAGCGGAAAACCAGGGUUGAGUGUCGAAAUUUCAGGAAAUAAUCAUCAAGAUAAUGAUAGUAUAGAUUUAUUUAUUCAAUAGUUGUUCCCAAAAUAGAUACUUACCGAUGAUAUCUCGUCUCGUUCUUUCAGCCCUCCGUACUGAGCUUUCUGGGGGAUUAACGAGUCGCUUUCGAGACCCAAUUCCUCCAGACACAUGUUGGUAAUUUUAUCCAUCGCCAUCCUUUGUUGAUCGCUAUAUUCGGCCUGAGAAAAAAAAAUUACUCUUUUAAAUCUAUGAAAUCGUGAUUUUUUUAACCAACAACCUACCAAACUGAACGAUAUCAGAAAUAAAGAGGCAAAAAUUGCAGAUGCCCAAUACAU
Messenger RNA from Uranotaenia lowii, 1066 nucleotides. RefSeq names its product general odorant-binding protein 57e-like. The record is from RefSeq and is a predicted model, not a curated record. The coding region runs from base 34 to 465 and encodes 143 amino acids. Gene Ontology annotation, biological process: sensory perception of smell. Gene Ontology annotation, molecular function: odorant binding. Lineage: Eukaryota; Metazoa; Arthropoda; Insecta; Diptera; Culicidae. The transcript is spliced from 3 exons.